Messenger RNA from Prunus armeniaca (apricot), 588 nucleotides. The record is from the annotation of a GenBank genome assembly. Lineage: Eukaryota; Viridiplantae; Streptophyta; Magnoliopsida; Rosales; Rosaceae.
AUGUCUGAUACUUUGAGUGAUAUAAUCCUGUGGAGGAAGAAGAGGCAGAGUUUGCUGACUCUUUUGACAGCAACAGCAACAUGGGUUUUACUCCAAGUCUACCAAUUCAACUUCCUCACUCUGAUUUCAUACCUGGCCAUGUUUAUUGUUGCUUCGUUGUUCCUUUCAGGCAACUUGCUCAGGCUUCUUGGCAAAGCGCCUCCAGACUUGUCAAGAGUGAGAAUUUCGGAGAAGUCAGCUUCGGAGAUGGGCAAUACCAUUCGAGCAUGGGUUGAAGAGGGAAUUCGAUGGAUGUUUUGGGUUGCUGCAGAGAGAGAAUGGUUUGUAUUUGUUGGAACUGUCUCUGGUUUGUUGCUAGUUUCCCGUGUAGCGACAUCCGUCGAUCUUCUUACCCUUCUAUACAUAGGUAUUGUCACGGGCAUGACAGUUCCAGCAAUGUAUGUCAAGUACCAGGACAAGAUAAAGAGGGGCGAGGAGAAGUUAAAGGCACAAUUGAAAAGGUAUUACGACACGGUUGAUGAGAAGGUAGUGAAGAAGUUACAGAACAAGGUGACAGUCAGGGAAGAGCAGGAGAAGAAGGUCGAGUAG